AUGUCUGGCCCCAGACUCAGCGAAGACGGCCUCGAGAAGCUUAUCGAAGCAGCGAGAGGCGGCUCGAUUCCUCUUAUGCAGCCCGCAGUUGCACUGCUGAAAUCUCAAUACACGCCUGCCCUCCUCGAUGCGAUCCUACACCACCUCACCCCUGAGUCAGCUCAGGUAACCGCUGACCGGUACAGGACAGACCACCCCGACUACAAACCGGAUUUUGCUCUGAGGCUGACCUGCUUACAAGGGGUGAACAUGGCCAUUACUGUAUACGAGGAACGAGAGGACGUCAGGGAUGAAAUCAGGGUUCGUCUACAGGAGCGCAUUGCGGGUAUCGCCUCGUGGAUCCUCGUCGUCCAGUUUCGAAACCCCACAUGUUUCAGUAGGGUAUAG
Coprinopsis cinerea okayama7#130 is the source of this 387-nucleotide messenger RNA. RefSeq lists its product as hypothetical. The transcript is spliced from 2 exons. The coding region runs from base 1 to 387 and encodes 128 amino acids. NCBI's taxonomy places the organism in Eukaryota, Fungi, Basidiomycota, Agaricomycetes, Agaricales, Psathyrellaceae. The record is from RefSeq and is a predicted model, not a curated record.